UCGUCUUCCCGUCGUCGGCGAGCCAGUGGAAAGGAGACGACCGGCCGACGAUGAGGUCGGCGAGGAAGGUGGUCCCGCGCCGCCGCUGCCGCGGUGACCGUACGGGUGUAUCGUCGAGGAGGAAGAGGAUUACUAGCCAGCCGUCAGGAGGCACCCUGACGACCUGGCGGCCCAGAUGAGGUGUGGCACCACCCGACCUGAUCCCAUCUCUCUGCCUGUUCCGCUUAGAUUUAGUUCCAGUCACCUCCUAGCCGGUUGAGAUUUUCAGCGUAGGUUGCGUCGAUCACUGGAACUUCUUCCUUUAGUUCCUUUCCUAGGGCGAUUAGUCGAUUAGAAGGCUGUGAGACACGAGCUCUUCUCCAACAGGGCCACCACAAAUGGUCCGUCACUGGCAAGCACAAAAGUCAAUGGCACGAAACUGGUAUGUUUAGGCUUCUAGCACGGCGUAUAUGGGGCAAAUCUUUUUCCUUUUCAGAUAUUCAAUUUUCCUCAACGAUGAUUUUACAAGUGAAAAGAGCAUCCAGAUGUUAGUGCUAAUUGUGACUACUAGUUCCUUUGGGAGCAUCAGUGUUAUAUGUUCAGAACCUCCUAUGCUGAAACUGAAUCCUCAAAGGAAAAAUAGGGGCCAUGUGGGGACAAGGAUAAACACCCAAAACCAAUACUAACCACGAAAGCCAACAUCCAUGACUUGCAAAACACUGGUCAGACAAGCAACACCGAUUUGUUACGUUCCCUGCAGGAAGCAAUGCAGCUGUCUGCCGCGUUGCAAUUUCUGGAUUAGAACCUGAUAGUGAUGUAAACAGUUUUAUGAUCGUGACACUUGCUGCUGACAAUGAGCUUGAGAUGGAACUUAGUGGUUCAUAACGGUGAUCUCGCAAAGUUGAUGAGAACUAGCUAAUACUUGCAGGAAAAAAAACUUACCUAGCGAUGAGCCAUACAUUUGUUUUACUCCUAUACAAUCAUAUCGUUUAUUUGUUGGAUCUCAAUCUUCCUUUGACUUUUGACUUUAGACACACCUGUGUGCUUUGUUGUACACUUGUACAAAUAAAUAAGAUCACCAGAGUGCGACUUCUUAACAACUCUCCUCUGCCUUUCGCAUAGCUUUACGAGUCAUUUACAUUUGUCUUACACCUAUACAAUCAUCCUUUAUUUGUUGGAUCUCAAUCUUCCUUUGACUUUAGACUUUAGACAUACCUGUGUGCUUUGUUGUACACUUGUACAAAUAAAUAAGAUCACCACAGCACCGAUUCCUGCACUCUAUUUGUACACCAACUUCAAGCUUGCUUCAUAGAGUUGGUCUCAGCACACUUCGGCACUAUACACAACAGUAAGAGGAACAGGGAAAUCCCAGAAGAGACUGCACUUGUUCCUCAUGGAUGGAAUGGCAACUUCAGCUGUUGUUCAGGAAACUGUCAGCAGAGUGUCUUCGUUCAUCUUCAACAAGCAUGAGGAAAAAGUAUCCAAAGGCCACAACUUGGAGAGGCUGGAAAUGGCUCAUACCGAGCUGGAACUCGCGAUUGAAAGGUCAAGCAAGUUGCCUAUCACCGAUGUAGCACUGCUUCGUCGCAGGAAGAUUCUGAAGCGUGCUUUGAAUGAGUGUGGUGAUGUCCUGCUGAGGUAUAAGCUGCAAGCAAUUGAAGAUGAAGAGAGCCAGCAAGGAGUAAUGGUAACACAUCCCUCUUUCCCUAAACGGAUUGCUUACGCUACCAAAUCAUCCAUUGCUCAUUUGUUUGGCUUGGCAAAAGAUGGCCCGAGUGGCUUGGAUGUCCAAAGAUUUGAAUGGUUUGCAGGUUGUGCCGGAAAGUUGGUAAAAGACCUGGAGUCUGGCUGUUCGCUUUGGCAGUACACCUUCUCCAACCCUCUUACCCGGCAACUUCUUGAAGGGAAAACACUCUGGUAUGAAAUGGAGAAGGGAACUAUACAGCGAGGGUUUUUUAUAUCGCCCAUAUGCUUUGAGGACCGUGGUUUGGAGGCAGCACUAGCAUAUCGGUAUAAGGAUCAAGAAAUGCCAGAGAAGAAUUUUCGUUUAGCAUUGAACCUAAGACUGUCAGAAAGCACAGACAUAGUUGGAUAUGCUAUUAAGUGCUUGCAGCCAUUGACAUCUCAGUUCAAGGUAGUGGCUGAAUUUGCAAAGGAAGAACUCACCCUGCUACCUAAUUUACAAGAUAUUUCCCAUUCAUUUGCUCCUCCAGCUAUCAUUCAAGAGUCAUAUACCGAAAUCACUCAAUCAUUCCGCCCAGAUCCACUAUGCUGCAAAACCAAUGGGCAGAGGCCUUUUGCCAACAACAUCAUGUCAUCCGAGUUGGCGCACAUAUUUCCCGAACAAGUCAUUGGCAUUUGUCUUACACCCAACAUUUCAGCACUAGAAUACAGCUUUCAUAGCUCAAUUGAUGGAGCCAGCCGGUACACAGUCACAUAUCGGCCACCACCACUGGAGUUUGCAGCUUGUUUCAUUCCCCAUCUCUUGAGCGAAGGUGUGCAAAAGAACUAUGUAGUUGAGAGAUUGGGAGGCAAAAUAGAACAUAAGAAUGGUGCUAGCAUACAACAAACGUGUGAGAUGUUCAGAUCAAAGACUUUUGAUUGUUUUGUCCGCCAAGCAGAUCUGACAGAUUACUCGGUGUCCUGGAUGUCUAAACAUGGUGCUGCGUACUUUUGUCUGCGAACCCCAAGCUCUGAGAGAGCAGGUGCGCCCAAAACCAGUGGAAGGUCCAGUACCUGGAAAACUGCAAACAGGACGCAGUAUGUCUCAUAGUUUGUUUAGGGUUGUUUUCGUUUCCUAGUAUAAGUUUGUUUCCAUGUUUCAUGGCAUUGAUGGACUCCAUAAUUUAGACGUUGUAUUGGUUGUAUAAAUAUUUCAUGGUAUAUUCAGGUCUUAAUUUUCUUUCAGAC
Panicum virgatum (switchgrass) is the source of this 2889-nucleotide messenger RNA. RefSeq lists its product as uncharacterized. The coding region runs from base 1373 to 2752 and encodes 459 amino acids. Lineage: Eukaryota; Viridiplantae; Streptophyta; Magnoliopsida; Poales; Poaceae. The record is from RefSeq and is a predicted model, not a curated record. The transcript is spliced from 2 exons.